UCACUUUCGCCGCAGUGUCGUAAAGGCUGGCGGUAUUUCCAGUUAAUUCUUCCGUUGUUUUUUUUUACUUGCUUAUCCCUGAUGUUUAUAUAACGCAUAGAAACGAUACUAACCACGGACAGAAGAUCGUGUAGGGCACUGAGCUAGGGACAGUAGGGAAAAGGAGAAACAGCAUAAGAGCGUUGUACGUUUAGUGAGGCGUAUCGGUACACACGCUGAUGGCGGCCACUGUGGAGGAGCUAUACCGUAACUAUGGGAUCCUGGCAGACGCGAAGGACAACCUAAGCUCGCACAAGGAUGCAUACCAGAAGAUCCUGGACGGGGUGAAAGGCGGCCCGAAGGAGAAGCGUCUAGCCGCACAGUUCAUUCCUAAGUUCUUCAGUAAUUUUCCGGAGCUUGCCGAUGCUGCCAUCAACGCACAGCUUGAUCUCUGCGAGGACGAAGAUGUUUCGAUCCGACGACAGGCCAUCAAGGAACUCCCACGGUUUGCCGCUGGCGAGAACUUGCCCAGGGUGGCAGACAUUCUCACACAAUUACUCCAGACUGAUGAUUCUGCCGAAUUCAACCAAGUCAACACGGCUCUGAUCUCAAUCUUUAAGAUGGAUGCAAAGGGUACACUGGGAGGCCUAUUCACACAGAUUCUGCAGGGUGAGGACAUCGUCCGGGAGAGGGCCAUAAAGUUCCUGUCCACCAAACUAAAGACACUGCCCGAGGAGGUUAUGACAAAGGAUGUGGAGGAUUAUGUCUUCAUGGAGAUCAAGAAGGUGCUGGAGGAUGUGACAGGGGAGGAGUUUGUGCUGCUCAUGCGCAUCCUGUCCAGCCUGAAGAGCCUGCAGACCGUGAGUGGGCGGCAGCAGCUGGUGGAGCUGGUGGUGGAGCAGGCUUUCCUGGAGCAGGUGCUUGAUCCCACGGACGCCGACAGCGUGGACCGGCUGCUGCAGUGCACUCGGCAGGCCCUGCCCCUCUUCUCCAAAAAUGUACAUUCCACAAGGUUUGUGACAUACUUCUGUGAGCAUGUCCUGCCCAACCUGGGUUCCCUGACUAGCCCGGUGGCUGAGCUGGACAUCCAGCUAGAGGUCCUGAAGCUCCUGGCAGACAUGAGCCGUUUCUGUGGUGAUAUGGAGAAGCUGGAAACCAAUCUGACCAUCUUGUUUGAGAAGUUACUGGAGUUUAUGCCGCUCCCCCCGGAAGAGGGGGAGAACGGGGAGAAUGCGGGAAGUGAGGAGCCCAAGCUUCAGUUCAGCUACGUGGAAUGUCUGCUCUUCAGCUUCCACCAGCUCGGGAAGAAGUUGCCCGACUUCCUCAUUGACAAGAUCAAUGCAGAGCGCCUCAAGGACUUCAAGAUCAGGUUACAGUAUUUUGCCCGAGGACUUCAGGUCUACAUCCGCCAGCUUCGAGUGGCACUUCAGGGGAAGACUGGGGAUGCUCUGAAGACAGAGGAGAAUAAAAUAAAGGUUGUGGCCCUGAAGAUUACAAAUAACAUCAACGUCCUUAUAAAGGAUUUGUUCCACAACCCACCCUCCUACAAGAGUACAGUAACAUUGUCCUGGAAGCCGGUGCAAAAGACGGAAGUCACAGGUCAGAAGCGGCCAUCUGGGGAGGAGACGGGGUCCGGGCCGGUGAUGAAGAAGCUUUCUCCACUUCCACGGAGAGAUGCGAGGCAGAUCUACAACCCCCCCAGUGGGAAAUACAGCGCCACCAUUGGCAACUUUUCUUACGAGCAACGUGGUGGAUUUCGAGGAGGCCGAGGCCGAGGCUGGGGGGGCAGAGGCAACAGGAGCCGAGGCAGGAUCUACUGAGCGGCCUGCUCUUCUCCUGGCCGAAUGCUGCCGCCACACAGGCUACCGCCAGUGACUGGGCCUUUUUUUUCCUGACCUCUGCCACACUUCAACAGCUUGAUACUUUCUACAUUUCCUUUCUCUCCAGUCACCCAGAAAUAUUAAUCUUGAGUUUUAUUUUUUAAAGCAAAUUUGUUUAAAAGAGACAUUAGACUGGGAACGUUUCUACCACCCUUCCAGCAACAAUUCUGUUUGAGUAAAAGUUUCCAGAUUUGGUUUUGUACGGACACAUCUGUGGCAUAGAAGAUGACCAGGUCGUGAUAUACUGACUGUUCAAAACCUGAUGGAACAAACGCUUUUUGUUUAACAAACUGGUGACAAUUGUUGUCUUUGUACGUUCCAGGCUUGUUAUACUUGGUAUCAAAAUUGUCAUCUGAAAUCUUGAAGUGCCCUGUUGCUUUUUUUUUAUUUUUUUUUUAUUUUAAAUACCAUACCCCCCCACUGGGUGAUUUCGCAAUGGAUUCAAUAGACUAGUCAGCAGGUUAUUAUGAAAAGGUCUAAAUUGUUAUAUGAAAAAAAUCUGCCACCUUAGACAAUUUUAUGGGCCUGCUUCCAAUACUAUUAAUAGUAGAAGCAAGGAGCGUUUAUAGUUUGGGGUUUUUUCCACUUGACAUUGCCAAUAAUACACUUGGAGUCUAGGAGUAAGAUUCAGUGAGAAUUUUGGGCAACUUGGCUUUGUAUGUGACUUACAGUAGUUAUAAAUGAAUGUGAAGUUUUUCUGCUGUAAAGAUUUGCAUGCAUUUUUGUAUUGCCAUUUUACUCCUGUUAAGUGUUAUUUAAAAUGUUUUGGAUUAAAAAGAGGACCUGGACCAAA
This is a messenger RNA of Paramormyrops kingsleyae, 2652 nucleotides long. It is a transcript of the gene api5, whose product is annotated as apoptosis inhibitor 5. Gene Ontology annotation, biological process: negative regulation of apoptotic process. Gene Ontology annotation, cellular component: nucleus. The record is from RefSeq and is a predicted model, not a curated record. NCBI's taxonomy places the organism in Eukaryota, Metazoa, Chordata, Actinopteri, Osteoglossiformes, Mormyridae. Gene Ontology annotation, molecular function: RNA binding.